AUGAUAUGUUGUGCAGUUUGGGCAAACAUCGGCUUCCAUAACCCAAACCACGGGCGAAAUCUACCCACUCUGUCUACCCAACUCGGGAGAUUUCGCUUUAUAAAUUCAAUCCUAUUUCUUCAUUUCUCUAGAAAAAUUUUGGGUUUUGGGUUUUGAUUCUGGAAUUUGACGAGAUGAUGGGUAAGAGACCACGUCCGAUCAUCGGGAAAUUGUCUGAGUUGUUGGUUUCAGUUGGGAACCAUACUGUGGUUUCUGAUGUCAUUACGAGCCCCAGAAGCCCAUUGAAUUUCAAAAUCCAAUCGCCGAAAAGUAUGAAGAACUACGAUCUAGGUGGGGUUGGGUUAGGAAUCGUUGCAGCGCUGGAGAAAUCCGGUGACUGUUGCGGCAGGUUGGCUGUCCGCUGCUCGAAUUUGAGUCGAUUGAUUGCCGCCGGUAAGGUUCUCAACAAUUCCCGUAAAAGUUUAGGAGCAUGUGGAGAUUGGGAAUCUGAAAAUUUGGAGAAUUAUACUUACGUGACUUGCCAUGGACCCAAUAAUAAAUCGUUCACUAAGGUGUAUUACGAUGGCCACGAACAGAAGGAAAGCAACAUCCCCGUCCCGCCAAAGGAACCGGUGACAUGGUUUCUAGAAGAUGUUUCCCCAUACCCAACUUCGGAUUUUCUCAGUUCAUGCCAUUUGUGCAGGAAAAAUCUCCACGGCAAAGACAUCUACAUGUACAGAGGGGAGAAAGGGUUCUGUAGUUCGGAGUGUAGAUCGAGGCAGAUAAUGAUGGACGAGCGCAGAGAACAGCAGUGCCGAUCGGAAGCUUCAAGAUCGGGAAAAGUCACGAACUCGGCACAUAACGCCGGCCAAAUAUUCUGGACCGGUAUUCUUGCAACCUAGCGGAAGCAGAGUAUAUUAAACAAAAACAACACACCGGACGGGAGACAAGAAGUAAUCAACAAUCCGCAAUGGCAAACCAAAUCAUAACCAAAAUAUAUAUAUAUAUGUAUCAAAAAAAGCAAAAUUUUGUUAUUGAAGAGAGUUUUGUAGAACUGAGAUAUAUGGUUGAUUUUGAGUCCUGUUACAUUUUUGCAAACAGUUGUUGAAGAAAUUCUUCUUUUUCUGUCUUUCUUCAUGCAUGGUAAUGUGUAGUGUAGUGUAAACAAAGUGAAAGAGCCUGUAACGGGUGAUAAGAGGGUCAAAAGGGUGAGAAAGAGUUGUGAUUUCGAAGGCGAAGGCUGGCGAGUGAACAUUCGUCACCCUUAGGCUGUGGGUGUUAACAGGCUAUAAGAUCAUGUCAGUCGUUGCUUUCAUAUUAAUAUAUUUCAUUUAUAUAUUGUAAUAUUGAUACGUGGCUUAAUUAAAGUUAUGUAUUUUAAUAAAUGAGCUCAUUUUGC
Messenger RNA from Rubroshorea leprosula, 1378 nucleotides. NCBI's taxonomy places the organism in Eukaryota, Viridiplantae, Streptophyta, Magnoliopsida, Malvales, Dipterocarpaceae. The record is from the annotation of a GenBank genome assembly.